AUGUUUUAUUGUCAACCCUACAAUGAGACAAACGUCUCUAAAUUCUCAAAGUUGAUUGACGAUAUGGAGAAUAUUGAUAUUUGCCAUUCCUAUGACAUCGACGAGCCAAUGCUCAUUUGUCAGUUAAGAAUAAAUCAAAAUUCAAUCAAAUUCAAGACAUAUAUUAGCAGAGAUGUGAUUUCAUCUGAGGCUGAACAGGAAGAACUGCAUGAAAAUAAGAUACUUCUCACAACAGAACAACAUAUCGUUCAGUUUUUGAAUACUUGCUUCCUCCCUUAUGAUCCCAAUAAUGAAUCGAAAAGUCUAGCAAUCGGUGAUAUAUUUUCAGUACUAUGA
This is a messenger RNA of Cokeromyces recurvatus, 336 nucleotides long. RefSeq lists its product as uncharacterized. The transcript is spliced from 2 exons. The record is from RefSeq and is a predicted model, not a curated record. Bases 1 to 336 code for a protein of 111 amino acids. NCBI's taxonomy places the organism in Eukaryota, Fungi, Mucoromycota, Mucoromycetes, Mucorales, Mucoraceae.